Molecule: messenger RNA, 1248 nt
Organism: Hemiscyllium ocellatum (epaulette shark)
Lineage: Eukaryota; Metazoa; Chordata; Chondrichthyes; Orectolobiformes; Hemiscylliidae
Product: BTB/POZ domain-containing protein KCTD8-like
Exons: 2
Coding region: 1-1248 (415 amino acids)
Biological process (GO): protein homooligomerization; regulation of G protein-coupled receptor signaling pathway
Molecular function (GO): protein binding
Source: RefSeq, a predicted model, not a curated record
AUGGCUGAACUCAGUGGCAGCAGCAGCAGCCCGUUCCCGGAGGUGUUGGAGCUCAAUGUUGGCGGGCAGGUCUAUGUCACCAAACACGACACCUUGCUGAGCGUCUCCGACUCGCUGCUCGCCGAACUCUUCUCCAGGAAGCAAACUCGGGUGCUGCCCCGGGACAACAGGGGACGCUACUUCCUGGACCGGGACGGGUUCCUGUUCAGGUACAUCCUGGAUUACCUGCGGGACAGGAGGCUGGUGCUGCCCGAGCACUUCCCGGAGAAGGAGAGGCUGCUCCGGGAAGCCGAGCACUUCCAGCUGGCCGAGCUGGUCAGCUUGCUGACAGCGCGGCUCCCCCAGCACGGCUCUGCGGCCGAGGACGCCUGUCCCAGCGAUGUGGAGGAGAGCUCCCAGAGCAGCGAGCUCUUGGCCAAGGGAGCCGCCGGCCCGGCGGGCAGGGGCUCCGGCUUCAUCACGCUCGGUUACCGAGGCUCCUACACCCUGGUCAGGGACAACCAGGCGGACGCCAAGUUCCGCAGGGUGGCCAGGAUCAUGGUGUGCGGCAGGAUCGCCCUGACGAAGGAGGUUUUCGGGGACACCCUGAACGAGAGCCGGGACCCGGACCGACCUCCGGAGAAGUACACGUCCCGUUUCUACCUGAAGUUCACUUACCUGGAGCAAGCGUUUGACCGCCUCUCCGAGGCUGGCUUUCAUAUGGUGGCGUGUAACUCCACCGGCACCGCCACCUUCAUCAACCAGUACCGAGACGACAAAACGUGGAGCAGCUACACCGAGUACAUCUUCUUCCGGGGACAGCAAAGACCAGCCUCGCCAAAGUCGGAAUGUGAUGGGAGGAAACACGACAAGGGAGAGAAAGGAAUGGAAAGUGGCACGUCUUGUAAUGAGCUCUCCAGCUCCAGUUGUGAAAGCCAGUCAGAAGCCAGCACUCCUCAGCAGGGGAAUGUUGACGCACAGCCCGCCCCACCUCAGCCUAAUACCCUGACUCUGGAUCGCCCUUCCAAGAAAACCCCUGUCCAAUGGAUGCAGCAGCCUGACAAACGGAGGAACAGUGAACUCUUUCAGACACUGAUGAACAAUUCCCGUGACUCAAGCCUCUGCAAAAAGAAAAUCAGCGAAAAGCUAAGCGUCGAGGAAGAAAUGAAAAAAUGCAUCCAAGAUUUUAGGAAGAUCAAAAUACCUGUGCAAUUUCCAGAACGCAAGCGCCCAUGGCAGUCUGAACUAUUACAGAAAUACGGACUCUAA